Aspergillus japonicus CBS 114.51 is the source of this 1062-nucleotide messenger RNA. RefSeq names its product putative extracellular serine-rich protein. The transcript has a single exon. Bases 35 to 574 code for a protein of 179 amino acids. The record is from RefSeq and is a predicted model, not a curated record. NCBI's taxonomy places the organism in Eukaryota, Fungi, Ascomycota, Eurotiomycetes, Eurotiales, Aspergillaceae.
AAAAAAAAAAAAAAAAAACACGUCUCGAGCGACCAUGUAUAUCUCGAAUGCUCUUCUGAUUGCCUGCGCGGCCUACGCACCAUUUGCUACCGCAGCGGUGCAGGCCAUACCUGCCGCCGCUGCUAUCACAAGGAGCGCUGCCUAUCCCGGAGUUUCCUCUACAACACCCACACUGGCUUCCACCACGACUACUUCGUCCCCACUCAUUUGGAGCAGCAGCAACAUCGACGCGACUGCCACUACCGCCAGCUCGGAGGUUCACCCCGCAAGUUCGUCGAAUCUCUCCAGCCACACGCCAACUUUCAGCCUUCACGUCGCCAGCUCUGCUAUCGCCAGCUCCGUGCGUGCUAGCUCUUCUGUGGCCGCCAGCCCUUCCUUCACCAGGUCCUAUAUCACCAAGACCACCGCCCUUCCCACCAAAGGUGCUUCCGCCGACACUAAAUCUGAAUCCGGAUCCUCUACUUCCGCCGACGCAGCCGAGGCGACUGAGACCAGUGCUGCGGCCCCAUCCAGCAAACUAUCGAGCAGCCUUGCUGCUGGUGUCCUGGCUGCCGUUGGUCUUAUCAUGCUCUGAGCUCAUUUGGUGCAAGUGCCUGGCUUGGAUGGUCAAGCUCGGUGUCUCGUCCUCUGCUUGAAUAUAAAGGGCCUCUCAUUCCCUCUGACAGGGGGUACUAGCUACGGUAGCGAUGACAGGAGGCCGUGCGGCUGUUCAGUCUACCAGUUCAGCUUCCCACCACGCUAUUGUGGAGCUCCUAUACUUGUGAUGGAAAGCAACAAGCAAUUCAGUAUUCGAGGUUUGAUGUAUCAACCCAGUGUUGGAAGAAAUUUUACUGUAAUAAUCCCGAGCGGGAGCUUAGCUUUGACCAGCUUUUUGCCUAGCUUUUCACUUCAUCGUGCGUUUUCAGCCAUGCGGUCCAAGUCGCAUCAAGUAAGUUGCCACAAAGGAAAAGGAUUUAUGUUCUGUUGACAACGCGGACAUAAUGAAAGCUAAGAUUAGGCCCGUCGAGCUUUCAUAAAGAUAUGCACGAAGGCAUAGAUGACAUUAACGUAGUGUACAGUUGC